UUUGGCCCAAAGCAGUUCACGGCGAACGGAUGUUUCCGCUGACGGGAGCCUGUAGCAGGUGUAUUGGACUUGCCAUCGCCUUGAUUCUGGUUGGUGCUGAUGCUCAAGCGCAUGUUUGGGUGGAACACAGCGCUGAGAGGGUUGCAGAUUCGGUCCAUGUACUUGAGAAUGUGACAAUCCGUUGGGAUCACUACGUCAACGGCGACCGCUCGUGGUACUCCUGGGGAUAUGUGCGAGAUGGCCCUUCGACUUGGACAUCAUUUUGUCGGUAGGAUGUGUUGCUCGCCAGAGCGGCAACUUUCUGGAGUCCCUCACGGGCAACACGCCGGCGACGGGCUCCUUUGUCUGGCAGGUGCCGCCAACGAUCUGCGGCAAGCUGGUGCAGCUGGAGCUGUGCAGCGGCAGCCCUCCCCGGAGGACCAAGCACGCCUGCCACAAGUCCGAUCCGCUGAUGGUUCAUGGAGAGUGUGUGCCAGAAGAAAGACCCGUCACGCUGACGACCACCACUACGGGGCUGGCCGCUUUGCGCGAAAUGGGCUUUCUUUCUCUGCACAGGCGAUCUCGGUAUUGGGCGCAGCCAGUCCAAAAAAGCGAGAGCACAAGAACUGAGCACAAGGAAGCCUCUGUGGCUUUCGUGGUCGUGUGGCUGGGUCCUCUACCUUCGUAUGUUGCAGCCUUUGCUGCAACCGCUGCUCAGGCCGGAGCCAGCUUUCUGGUUUUCCACACGCAUGAGGAGCCGUCGCCCAGUUCUGGCAAGGUGGAGUUCCGCUAUAUGUCUCUGGAGGAUUUAGCCGGGCGGCUAUGGAAUAUUGAACCGGUGCGGAAUCAUUUCAAGCUGAGCUUUGCAGAGUUCGCGCAGCGGGUCGCAGAGUGCUACGCAGAUGACAAUCCUGCCAAAGGGAACGACCUGAAGCCAUUCUACGGCGCGCUGUUCAGUGAAGAGCUCUCCCAAUUCUCUCACUGGGGAUGGACUGAUUUGGACAUGAUUUGGGGGAACUUGGAAGGCUUCCUGACUGCAGAGCUGCUUGAAGGCUAUGAUGUGAUUUCGGCGCCCGACGGCGCCAGGCCGGCGCUCUACCUUUCAGGGCAGCUGACGGUUUUCCGGAACAACGAGGUUUGGCGGGGGUUUAUGGAGGGCUGCCUCGCAGGAGGAGGGCAUGUGAACUAUGGGGGCUGCUACGUGGAGAGCUUGCUGUCCGAGGCCAAUGUCUUUCUGGACGAGAAGGUAGCCAUUUGGCAUGCCGCGCUGAGAGGCGCCCGCAUCUUCGUGGACUUCUCGCUGCUCCUGGCGGAGCCUCGGUGGCAGCGCCUGGGCGGCGGUAUUUUGCGCCGCGGUCGCGGCGGGCGGCUGCUGCUUGCUGGGCAGCCGGCGUGGGAGCCCUUCGUGGACAUCGAGCGCCGGAACAUGGAGGUGCACUUGUUGGAAAACUCGAGCGAUUGCUACACCGAGUUCGGAGAGGGGUGGAGCUAUGUUUGCAUUCCAUCAGAGGCCAACGAUGCUCUGGGGGUGGCAUAUGAGAUCAAUGGAAGCCUCUUUCUGUGGCCCUCGCCCCUUCACGCAGUCGAAGGAGGAGUGGAGUUUGCCGCGAUGCAUUUGCACAGAAGCAAGGCCAAGUUCAGCAUGGAGGACUGUAGAGAUUCGGAGGACGUGAGCUGCCAGAAGGAGGGCUCCGCGAUAAGCUGUGAGUGCGCAGCCCCUACUUCCAAUCGGCACCUCGCUGAGACGUUCCGAAUUCCGAACAUCGUCCACUUCGUGCUGACGGACCGGGACACCCGGUUCUUCGACUGGCCCUGCUACGCCGCGCUGCGCAGCGCGUGGGAGCAGCUGCGGCCGGAGAAGCUGCUGGUGCAUCUGCUGGACGGCGUGGAGCCAAGCACCGCCAAUGCCUGGUGGGAGGCCGCCCGGCGCUUCGUCACGGGCGUCAUCCCCUUCCCGCGGUCCUCGGUGCCCUUGGCGCUGAACGGCGUGCUGGUGACGCACCCGGCCUUCAUCGCAGACUUCCACCGGAUGGAGGUGUUGUACCAGUGGGGUGGCAUUUACAUGGACACGGACGCCAUCUCGCUGCGGGGCUUCGAUUCCUUGCGGCGGUGGCGGGCUGUGCUAGCCAGGCAGGGGGGCCGGGAGCUCCGGGCCACCGUGGGGCUGAUGAUCUUCGAGCCGCGGAGCGCCUUCCUCUCGGCCGUCUUGGAGCGGAUGAAGCGCGCCUACAGCGGGGCCUGGGGCGUCCACGCGGGGCAUGUGCUGGACGACACGCUGGAGACGAGGCCGCCGGGGGUGGCGAUCCUGGGGCACUCCGGAGGCUUCUUCGCGUCCUCGUGGCACGCCGGGGACUUUGUGGAGCUGAUGGAGGAAGCGAAGCUCGUGGAUUGGAGCAGGUGCUGGUCCCUGCACCUCUACAACUCUCAGACCAAGAAAUACACCAAAGAUCCCAUAGAGCUCUGCCGUAAUCCUGGUUCGCCGUACAAAGAUGGAGAUUUGUGUCGUGGCUUGCGCAUGGCCUUGGAUAUGAAUGACAUCUUCAGCAUGGUGGAUCAGGGGUAUCCUAUUAUGAGCAGUAGUCUAGAAGAAACCUUCCGAAAACGUGCUGCUGAGCAAGCAAGCGCAUUUCCUGAUUUGGUGUCAAAUUCUUUGGACAUCCGGCGCGUGAGCGAGAAGGCGGAGCUGUGAUGCGUUGCGAUCCGCUGCAACGUGCGAUGCCCAGGGCUUCUACUACGACCGACCGCAAGCUCCGUGUCGACGCGGCGGAAGCGGACGACGCCGAGGACGCGGCGCGGGCGGUCGGAGGGCGGCUGCGGAUCAAGGUGACCGGCGAAGCGCCAAACCUAGCGGCUGGCUGUGC
This is a messenger RNA of Effrenium voratum, 2840 nucleotides long. The record is from the annotation of a GenBank genome assembly. NCBI's taxonomy places the organism in Eukaryota, Dinophyceae, Suessiales, Symbiodiniaceae.